Messenger RNA from Cokeromyces recurvatus, 2683 nucleotides. RefSeq names its product kinase-like domain-containing protein. The record is from RefSeq and is a predicted model, not a curated record. Gene Ontology annotation, biological process: protein phosphorylation. Gene Ontology annotation, molecular function: protein kinase activity; ATP binding. The coding region runs from base 1 to 2601 and encodes 866 amino acids. Lineage: Eukaryota; Fungi; Mucoromycota; Mucoromycetes; Mucorales; Mucoraceae. The transcript has 9 exons.
AUGGAAAAUUUUACUACAACAACAAAACGUAGAGCAAGUGAAUCAAAAGCAAGUGAAGCAUUAGCAUUAAUUAGGAAUACUGAUCAACAAGGUCGAGUACCUCCUCCUUUACCUUAUUUACCAGCUGAUUAUAGACCUUCUCCUGACAGUCCGCGCCAUUUUCUCGUUUCCUCAACUCAUCCUGCAUCUGUCCUUUUUGACAUUAAUAGUCAAACUGGCAGUAGUAAUAGAAGGCAACGUUCUCAUUCUAUUGGAUAUCCUUUAGCUAUUGAAAAUACAGUUAAUAGUUCCUCUUCCGUAACAAAUAAUACUAGUUCUUCAAAUAUAGAACAUUAUGAACUUGUUCCCUAUCAUGAAUGGACCAUCAUUGCACGGAACCAGGAAAAAGGACAACUUGUAUUAUAUAAUCAAGAUAACCAAUCUAUUACUGUUCAAAAUUAUUUACCAAAUCAUUUUGGAGAUAUAAAUACAGACAGGCCACUUCAUUUCAAGUCAAAUGAAAAAUUUUGUCCAUAUUGUCAUCAGCCUAUCCUAUCUCCUUCAGGUCCAGAAAGAAGACUCAAGACAGAUGAGCCUGAUUAUAUGGAUCGUAAUUAUUUUAGAUUAUUAGCUUCUUCACAAGCUAAUACUGCAUCCAAUUCACCUACUCGCUCAAGGUCAAAUACUCUAAGCUCAGAAUCAAAUAAAUCAGAGUCAUUCAAUAAUCAAAACUUGAACGCAAAUGCUUUUAAUCAAGGUUAUUAUUCAAAGUUUUUUGUUGAAAUAAACAAGUUGGGAAAGGGAUUUCGUGGUAGCGUGUUUUUAUGUGAGCAUGUCUUGGAUGGGGUCAAAUUAGGAAAAUAUGCUGUGAAAAAAGUAGCUAUUGGAAAUAAUCAUCCAUGGCUUGUAAAAAUGCUUCGUGAAGUUCAUUUAUUAGAAAGAUUACGCCAUCCAAAUGUUGUAAGUUACAAGCACUCUUGGCUCGAGUAUUGUCGCUUAACACCAUUUGGUCCUGAAGUGCCUUGUCUUUUUAUCUUGAUGGAGUGUGCAAAUGGAGGAAACCUUGAGGAAUACUUUGAAAGAACAAAGACGGAUAAGAAAUCAGAGAAUCCAAUGGAACCACAAAGGAGAAAAAAAUCAUCGAGUGAAUUAAAAAGAGAAAGGAUUAGAAAACAAUAUCAAGAACAAGCAUCAUUUGAACAAGAACAAGAAAUAUCUGCUCCUAUAAGCCAUAUUACUCGACGUUUAUUAACAAUGUCCGAGAUUUGGUCAUUAUUUUUAGAUAUCGUACAAGGAUUAGCACACUUGCAUCAACAUAAUAUAGUUCAUCGUGAUUUGAAGCCACCCAACUUAUUAUUAAAAUAUGAUGACCAUAAAAGAUAUAAUAGUUAUCAGGGAAUUCCUAGAGUAUUAAUAUCUGAUUUUGGUGAAUGCGAAGAUUUAGAUGAAAAUUAUGUAAAUGAUGAUAAUAGAACGGGUGCAACGGGUACAUUAGAAUUUAUGGCACCUGAGCAUGUUUGUUUAGAUCUAAAAGGUCGAAAUACGGUGGAGUAUGCUCCUGAAGCAGAUAUGUGGUCUUUGGGUAUGGUUCUCUAUUUUCUUUGUUAUUCAAGGCUUCCGUAUAAUGUGAUUGAUGAUGUUGACUUGUUAAGAUCAGAAAUUCUUUCAUUCAAAGAAGUUCAAUUUCCUGGUUCAAGAUAUGAUAUCUAUAAAGAUAAUUCUAGUUUAUAUACAGAAGCAGUCAAUGAUCCAAAUAUAGUAUCUGAUAUACCCAAUGAACUCAAAUUAUUAAUUCGUAUGUUACUUUCAACGGAUCCCUCUAAACGACCUUCGUGUAAUGAAAUUUUAUCAAAACUUCGUGCCUUUCGAAUCGACAAGUCAACACCUCUUUAUGAAGAUAUUCAACAUAAAUGGAACAAUAUCACCACAACAGCUCCUUCAACAUCUUAUGCUCGACCCUCAGCCUCCUCAUUUACUUAUCAUCCAACUACUACUACUACUUCAAGGAAACCCUCUUUACCUUCAGUUCUAUCUACUGAUACUACUUCCUCCUCUAUCAUUUUUGAUACAGAAGAUUCAAAAGAAACACAGGAUUAUUAUCAUUCUAUAAAAAGGCCUAUUAAGCAUCGACUUUCAUCAUCUACUCAUUCUACACCUCCUAUUUCAGAGGAUAAAGAGAUGUAUAGAGAAGGUAUGAAUACGACAUUAAGAAAAAGACAACGACUAUUGGGAGCUGAAGAUAAAGAAGGAGAAGAGACAGUGAUGAGUGAUGCCGAUGAUAUGAGAACCAAAGAAGGACAAAAGAGAGAAGAAGAUAUGAUACAUCAAGAUUUAUUAUUAGUGAAUAACAUGUUAGAAGCAUCACAAAGAAACCGUAGAUUAUUAGACUAUCAAUCUACUAAAGUGAUUAAAACGAUUACUGUUCUAUUGAAGAUUAUUUCUUGUACUUAUUCAUGUUCACCUUAUUCUACAAAGCCUAGUCUAUUUUACCCAGUCAUCUUCUUUGCUAUGCUCGAUUUCUGGAGUGAAUCCAAUUCACCAAGUCUUUUAUUACUUGUAUUGCAUAUUGUUUUAAUUAUGGGCACCACUUUAAUUUCAGGAGGUUUAUGUGAAGCUUAUUAAUGACUGACUGAGAGAGUGUUUAUUAUUAUUUAUUGUCUAUAAUUUGAAUUGAAUUAAAUAUCCUCCAUUUAUUAUUAUUAUC